GGGCGCUCUACGGUGGCCGAGAGGAUGCCGCUGCUGUGUUAGUAACGAGGCAAGAAGCACGGCCGGGAGGUGCAGGGAGCUACGUUUCUCUAAUCUAGCCCCCCCCCCCCCCCGGUCUCGAGGAGGGUGCCCCGGCAGCCGUCACCAUGGUGAAGGAGCAGUUCCGAGAGACAGAUGUGGCCAAGAAAAUAAGCCACAUCUGUUUUGGAAUGAAGUCACCUGAGGAGAUGCGCCAGCAGGCGCACAUCCAGGUUGUGAGUAAGAACCUGUAUAGCCAGGACAACAACCACGCCCCCUUGCUGUAUGGUGUGCUUGACCAUAGGAUGGGUACAAGUGAGAAGGACCGUCCUUGCGAGACCUGUGGGAAGAACCUGGCUGACUGUCUGGGACACUACGGGUACAUUGACUUGGAGUUGCCAUGCUUCCACGUGGGCUACUUCAGAGCAGUUAUAGGCAUCUUACAGAUGAUCUGUAAAACCUGCUGCCACAUCAUGCUGUCCCAGGAGGAGAAGAAGCAGUUUCUGGAUUAUCUGAAGAGACCCGGCCUGACCUACCUCCAGAAACGUGGCCUGAAGAAGAAAAUCUCUGAUAAGUGCCGGAAGAAAAACAUCUGCCAUUACUGUGGUGCUUUUAAUGGUACUGUAAAGAAAUGUGGAUUACUGAAGAUAAUUCAUGAGAAAUACAAGACCAACAAAAAAGUGGUGGAUCCUAUUGUGUCAAAUUUCCUUCAGUCUUUUGAAACAGCCAUCGAGCAUAACAAAGAAGUAGAACCACUGCUGGGAAGGGCGCAGGAAAACCUGAAUCCCUUAGUAGUUCUGAAUUUAUUUAAACGAAUCCCAGCUGAAGAUGUCCCUCUACUUCUAAUGAACCCAGAAGCUGGAAAGCCCUCUGAUUUGAUUCUCACGCGACUUUUAGUGCCCCCUUUGUGUAUCAGACCCUCCGUCGUGAGUGAUUUGAAGUCUGGCACCAAUGAAGAUGAUCUGACAAUGAAACUGACAGAAAUCAUUUUCCUAAAUGAUGUCAUCAAAAAGCAUCGCAUAUCAGGAGCUAAGACCCAGAUGAUCAUGGAAGACUGGGAUUUCCUGCAGCUGCAGUGCGCCCUCUACAUUAACAGUGAGCUCUCGGGCAUCCCCCUCAACAUGGCGCCCAAGAAAUGGACCAGAGGUUUUGUCCAGCGCCUAAAGGGAAAACAGGGUCGAUUUAGAGGCAACCUUUCAGGAAAGAGAGUGGAUUUUUCUGGCAGAACAGUCAUCUCACCUGACCCCAACCUCAGGAUUGAUGAGGUAGCCGUGCCAGUUCACGUGGCCAAAAUUCUUACUUUUCCUGAGAAGGUGAACAAAGCAAACAUCAACUUUUUGAGGAAACUGGUUCGAAAUGGCCCUGAAGUUCACCCAGGAGCCAAUUUCAUUCAGCAGAGACACACACAGAUGAAAAGGUUUUUGAAGUACGGAAAUAGGGAAAAGAUGGCUCAGGAGCUCAAGUACGGGGACAUCGUGGAGAGGCACCUCAUAGAUGGAGAUGUGGUGCUGUUCAAUCGGCAGCCCUCACUGCACAAAUUGAGCAUUAUGGCGCAUCUGGCCAAGGUCAAGCCGCACCGGACCUUCAGAUUUAACGAGUGUGUCUGUACACCCUACAAUGCGGAUUUUGAUGGUGAUGAGAUGAACCUUCAUCUUCCUCAAACAGAAGAAGCUAAAGCAGAGGCUCUUGUUCUCAUGGGGACGAAAGCAAAUCUUGUAACACCAAGGAAUGGAGAACCACUGAUUGCUGCUAUUCAGGACUUUCUAACAGGCGCCUAUCUCCUCACUCUUAAGGACACUUUCUUUGACCGAGCCAAGGCCUGCCAAAUCAUUGCUUCAAUAUUAGUUGGCAAGGAUGAGAAAAUUAAAGUUCGCCUCCCACCACCUACAAUAUUAAAGCCUGUCACCCUGUGGACAGGAAAGCAGAUAUUCAGCGUCAUCCUCAGACCUAGUGAUGACAAUCCAGUAAGGGCCAAUCUCCGAACCAAGGGAAAGCAGUACUGUGGCAAAGGAGAAGAUCUCUGUGUCAACGAUUCCUACGUUACCAUCCAGAACAGUGAGUUGAUGAGCGGCAGCAUGGACAAGGGAACGUUGGGAUCAGGAUCGAAGAACAAUAUUUUUUACAUUUUGCUGCGAGACUGGGGGCAGAACGAAGCUGCCGAUGCAAUGUCACGGCUUGCCAGGCUGGCUCCUGUCUACCUCUCAAACCGUGGAUUCUCCAUCGGGAUUGGUGACGUCACACCUGGUCAAGGGUUGCUAAAGGCCAAGUAUGAGUUGCUGAAUGCUGGCUAUAAAAAAUGUGAUGAAUACAUUGAAGCCCUAAACACAGGAAAGCUGCAGCAGCAGCCUGGCUGCACCGCUGAGGAGACUCUAGAGGCUCUAAUCCUGAAGGAGCUGUCUGUGAUCCGCGACCACGCGGGCAGUGCCUGCCUCCGGGAACUGGAUAAGAGCAAUAGCCCACUCACCAUGGCUCUGUGCGGCUCCAAAGGUUCUUUCAUUAACAUAUCACAGAUGAUUGCCUGUGUAGGACAGCAAGCCAUCAGUGGCUCUCGAGUGCCAGAUGGCUUUGAAAACAGGUCCUUGCCUCACUUUGAAAAACACUCAAAGCUCCCAGCUGCCAAAGGCUUUGUGGCUAAUAGCUUUUAUUCCGGUUUGACACCGACCGAGUUUUUCUUCCACACAAUGGCUGGCCGGGAAGGUCUAGUCGACACAGCCGUAAAGACUGCUGAAACGGGAUACAUGCAGAGAAGGCUUGUCAAGUCCCUUGAAGAUCUUUGCUCACAAUACGAUCUGACAGUCCGAAGCUCCACGGGUGAUAUUAUCCAGUUCAUUUACGGGGGAGAUGGCUUGGAUCCUGCAGCUAUGGAGGGAAAAGAUGAACCUUUAGAGUUCAAAAGGGUUCUGGACAACAUCAAAGCAGUCUUCCCGUGUCAGAGCGAGCCUGCGCUGAGUAAAAACGAGCUGGUCCUGACCACGGAGUCAAUCAUGAAGAAGACGGAGUUCCUCUGCUGCCAGGACAGCUUCCUGCAGACCUUAACUGAGACAGGCUAUGAGAAGUACAAUGAGGAAAUAAAAAAAUUCAUUAAGGGUGUUUCUGAGAAGAUCAAGAAAACCAGAGACAAAUACGGCAUCAACGAUAACGGCACAACAGAGCCCCGGGUGUUGUACCAGUUGGACCGGAUCACCCCCACCCAGAUUGAGAAGUUCCUGGAGACCUGCAGGGACAAGUACAUGAGGGCACAGAUGGAGCCGGGUUCUGCGGUGGGCGCUCUCUGUGCCCAGAGCAUUGGUGAACCAGGCACCCAGAUGACCCUGAAGACUUUCCACUUUGCGGGCGUGGCCUCCAUGAACAUCACCCUGGGUGUGCCCCGGAUCAAAGAGAUCAUCAACGCUUCCAAGGCCAUCAGCACUCCCAUCAUCACAGCCCAGCUGGACAAGGACGACGACGCAGACUACGCUCGCCUCGUGAAGGGCAGAAUUGAGAAAACCCUCUUGGGAGAGAUUUCAGAGUAUAUUGAAGAAGUGUUUCUUCCGGAUGAUUGCUUUAUCCUCGUCAAACUCUCCCUGGAACGGAUCAGACUUCUGAGACUGGAAGUGAACGCUGAGACAGUGCGGUAUUCCAUCUGCAUGUCUAAGCUCCGUGUGAAGCCUGGUGACGUGGCCGUUCACGGUGAGGCCGUGGUGUGCGUCACCCCCAGAGAGAACAGCAAAAGCUCCAUGUACUAUGUGCUGCAGUUCCUGAAAGAGGAUCUCCCCAAGGUGGUGGUACAGGGCAUCCCAGAGGUUUCCAGAGCUGUCAUCCACAUCGACGAGCAGAGUGGAAAAGAAAAGUACAAACUCCUGGUGGAGGGCGAUAACCUGCGGGCAGUCAUGGCCACUCACGGUGUGAAGGGCACCCGCACUACCUCCAACAACACCUACGAGGUGGAGAAAACCCUGGGCAUCGAAGCUGCCCGGACAACUAUCAUCAACGAAAUCCAGUACACAAUGGUCAACCACGGAAUGAGCAUUGACAGGAGGCAUGUGAUGCUGCUAUCCGACCUGAUGACCUACAAGGGUGAAGUCCUGGGCAUUACGAGAUUUGGCCUGGCCAAGAUGAAAGAGAGUGUGCUGAUGCUGGCCUCCUUUGAGAAGACAGCCGACCAUCUCUUCGAUGCUGCCUACUUCGGGCAGAAGGACUCCGUGUGUGGGGUGUCUGAAUGCAUCAUCAUGGGGAUCCCCAUGAACAUUGGAACUGGGCUCUUCAAGCUGCUACACAAGGCCGACAGGGACCCAAGCCCUCCCAGGAGGCCCCUGAUCUUCGACACAAAUGAAUUCCACAUCCCCCUUGUUACAUAGUCCAGGGAAGAGGGGACCAUUCCUGACCUUGGCUCCUUGUCCCGUCUGGAAAGGGUCGACAUUGGCGGCCGAUCUGGAGAGCUUGUGCUUCCUGAGACAGACCCUGACAUCCCCACCAUGCUGCCAGGUACCCCAAAGUCACGUGGUUUCUUCCCGGGCGCCACAGCAUGCAGCCGGCAUGCACCCCAGGAGCAGCUCACCAGUGGCCCUGAUCAUACCACAGUGCAUGAUUGGGAGAACUGAGGUUUGUCUGUCUGUUUGAAACCCUGGAGUCACGAGGAGACCCCGGCCAGGCAUCUUUGUCCUUCUCACUUCACCCAUCACACCAUGACCCAGAGCCAGCUAUAAGCCUCACAGUCAGGGCACGUUCCUGGUUUUUCUGUCCCUCAGUCAUGCUAGAAUCUCUCAACAUGGCCUACUCGUGUAAAUGUUACCACUAUUAUUUAUUUGUUCAGUAAAGAGUUUCGUUAUUUGUUA
This is a messenger RNA of Leopardus geoffroyi (Geoffroy's cat), 4832 nucleotides long. RefSeq names its product RNA polymerase III subunit A (gene POLR3A). Gene Ontology annotation, biological process: DNA-templated transcription. The transcript is spliced from 32 exons. Gene Ontology annotation, molecular function: DNA binding; DNA-directed RNA polymerase activity. The coding region runs from base 147 to 4355 and encodes 1402 amino acids. The record is from RefSeq and is a predicted model, not a curated record. NCBI's taxonomy places the organism in Eukaryota, Metazoa, Chordata, Mammalia, Carnivora, Felidae.